Molecule: messenger RNA, 2367 nt
Organism: Mytilus californianus (California mussel)
Lineage: Eukaryota; Metazoa; Mollusca; Bivalvia; Mytilida; Mytilidae
Product: toll-like receptor 4
Exons: 2
Coding region: 690-2183 (497 amino acids)
Biological process (GO): immune response; toll-like receptor signaling pathway
Cellular component (GO): membrane
Molecular function (GO): protein binding; transmembrane signaling receptor activity
Source: RefSeq, a predicted model, not a curated record
AACAAGUGUGUUUUUUUUUUUAGUUUAAACCGAUUGUAAGACUUGAAGAAAACACAAAUAUGAAACUAGUAUUAUGUUUGAUUAUUAUUUUCAUGAUGAAAAUCUGCAAGUCCAUCAUAUUUGUUCCGUGUCAUUUUGAUAGCAGGUGUGUCUGUCUUAAUCAUACCACCAGAUCGUUCAUAAAUGUAAGCUGUAUUGGAAAAAAUAUAACCAAGAUACCGAAAUUUCCUUCAACUGUUUACUCUAUUGAUCUCUCAAAUAAUAAAAUAGGAAGCAUACCAAAUGGAACAUUUGAGAAUCAAAUAAAUUUGAGGAAAUUGGACCUUACUUCAAAUUGUUUAAAGAAAUUAGAAAUUGGUUCAUUCAGAGGUCUUGACAAUUUGCAUGAACUGGUUUUAGAAAAAAGCUGUAUCAACUUUCAAAAAGUUCCAGAUGGCGUGUUUACACCUUUAGCAUCGUUACAACAUCUGAACUGUAAACAUACACAUUUUGGCUAUAAGAAGAAUUUACCAGGCAGGCUUGUUUCAAACUUAAUAGAUUUAGAAUAUUUAGAAGUUGAUGUUCUUGAAAAUACCACUACACUAUUUGGAAUUUUAUUUGAUAAACAUUUUGUCGAACUUCGCAAUUUAACAAAACUAAGGACGGGAUAAUGUUCAUCUUUCAAUUUUGAGGAGAGCACAUUCAACAACAUGAAAUAUCUAACAAAAAUAGAUAUAUCUUCUUGUUACGGUUCAAUGUAUAAAGGAGCUCUGCAUGGGAGAAGCAAAUUAACGAGUUUGGCAUUUGAAAAAAAUAUACCGCCCAGGACACGCAGCUGGCUAAAUUUGAUAAUUGAUAUCAAAACGUUCUCUUCUUUAGAAAAACUUCUACUUACAGGCUCAUUUGAAUGCGAUGAUGAAUAUUAUAAGUUGAACAUAAGACUUUUCCAAAACUUAUUUUCGACACAAAUCCGAGAACUUCGCGUGAAUCACAACUGUUUCAGAGAAAUAUUACCACCUGAAGAUAUUCUCAAUGUACCACAUACUCUUCAAAUCCUGGACCUUUCCUACAAUAACCUGACAUGUUUGUGUAUCGAAAUGCAUAAUAUUUUGUUUUUGAAUUUACAACACAACGUCCUUGGUAAUUGUUUACGGAAGCAUUAUUGUCCACGAACAAAAAAUCUUCGAAUAGAAAAACUCGAUUUGUCAUUUAAUGUUAUAUAUCAAUUAUCAGACAUGAUGUUUGCUGGGCACAAAAAUUUAGAAAUUCUAAAUCUCAGUAAUAAUCUUCUAUCAGACAUUAACUUCAAUCUUUCUAAUACACCAAAAUUGCAAAUACUAGAUCUUUCAAACAAUAAUAUUACAAUCAUAUCAAAUCAGCAAGCAUUGAUGACACUGACAAAAAUGAUGGGACAAUCAACAUUCGUCAUUGACCUAUCAAAUAAUGCAUUACGUUGCAACUGUUAUACAGUAGGAUUUUUAGAAUGGAUCGUGAAUAAUUUAGAACAUUUCCGUAACAAUGAUAUUUAUAAAUGCAAUUUGGAAAACAAAACUAUCAUUACUAUGCGUAAUUUUAGGAAAAUAGUUGGACAACUAGCUAAAGAUUGUAAUUCAUAUAGUACAAUUGUAAUAAGUGUUACAUUAGGAAUUGUUGUGUUUCUAAUUACUCUUUGUGUGGGACUAAUGUAUCGCUAUAGAUGGAAGCUUCGCUAUAUGUAUUAUAUGACCAAAAGUAGGUAUUAUAGAUAUAAACCUGAUGAUGAUAACGAAUCUUAUACGUAUAAUGCAUUCAUUUCAUAUUCUGAUGUGGAGAAAAAUUUUGUGAUCAAAGAAUGUAUUCCAAUUCUUGAACAAGAUGAUAAAAUGAAAUUAUGCAUACAUCAUCGAGAUUUUCUUCCUGGUGAGGAAAUAUCAGUUAAUAUAACAAACGCUAUCCAUGAGAGUAAAAAGACGAUAUGCAUUAUAACCAGAUCAUUUCUGGACUCUUAUUACUGCAUGUUUGAAUUUAACAUGGCCAGAAUGGAGAGUAUUUAUUCAAGAAACGAACAAAAUAUUCUGUUUUUAGUGUUUUAUGAACAAAUUCAACCUCGAAAUCUUCCGUUGGUUAUGUUAGAACUGGUUCAAAACCAGUCGUAUUUAGAGUACCCACAUGACGAACAUGGAAAUGUUGUAUUCUGGGAAAAAGUCAGGGAGGCUAUUGCGUGAACAUGUGCUUAUUUGUUUGAAUUUUGUUAAUGCCUUUUACAUUGACAUACAUAACUUUAAAAAAUUGUACAAAACAAAACAAACAAAGCACAAAAAAGAAUAUUUCAAUAUAUUCAAAAAUAUGUUUUUCAUUAUAUAUUACCAUUGUGCAUUGUAUACUUUCAUGUUUGAUAAAUAUGUAUUA